Oncorhynchus masou masou (cherry salmon) is the source of this 2446-nucleotide messenger RNA. RefSeq names its product sarcolemma associated protein b (gene slmapb). The record is from RefSeq and is a predicted model, not a curated record. The transcript is spliced from 9 exons. Lineage: Eukaryota; Metazoa; Chordata; Actinopteri; Salmoniformes; Salmonidae. The coding region runs from base 330 to 1523 and encodes 397 amino acids.
ACUGGGACCCUCCACCAUGAAGAGGGGGGACUAUUUGUGACAAUUAUUGUUUUGAUCUGGAUGACCUCUAUCAUUAGAUUUUGACUACCUUCAAGGUAAUCAACCAGUCAUUUUUACUGUACCAGUGGUUCUUUUCCUAACAUGCCUUGGAAAAUAGCUUGGCAGUCUGAUGGAUAGUCUUUGUUAUUGCAUUUGAUGUCCCCCUCUUCAGAUGGACUAUUCCAUUUCGCAUCUGAAAAAUCAGAUAGUUGGAAAGAAUUCUUCAUGCCAGGGACUGCUGUAGCCCCAGCACUGAUAAUAGCAGAGAACACCUGACCUGAGAUAAGCAAAUGGAUCAUCAGGAGCUGAAAGAACCCAUGAAGGUCUCACUCAUUAAAGAUGAGAUGAACCGAUCCAACACGGGAACAAGUGACUCAGAGAAAGUCAUCAAGCAUCUGAACGAGGAGCUUCGUGAGGCCCAGGAGCUCUCCAACACAGGAAAACUGAAAUGCAUGGAACUGCAAGGUCUCCUGGAGGAGGAGAGGAGAGCCAACAAGCAGCAAGCUGACGAGUCUGCGAAACAGUUGAAAUUCCUACACGGCCAGCUGCGACAGCUACAGGACGAGCUGGGGGUCCUUAGAGAACAGAAAGACAGCGCCUCCCUGAGUUCACAAGAUGAACUGCACAAAUCCCGAGAAGAAGUGAAGACUCUGCGUCGCACCCUUGAUGCUGCCACCGCCGAUUGGAAGCGGGAGGUCUCUACGGUCCAGGGUAACCUAGCAACCGUCUCCAAGGAUAUGGAGAAGUGGCGAGAGACAGCCAGCAAGUACGAGCGUGAGAUUAACGGCCUGCAAGGUGACCUACAGCAGCAGAGUAAGCAGUGGCAGAAGGCUGCCGAGUCACAAGCAGGUGAAAUGGAGUCCAUGCAGAGGGAGUGCACCAGCCUCCAGAGGGAGGUGUCAUCCCUGCGCUUGGAGAAACAGGAAGUGCUGAAUACACACCAGAAGGAGAGUGCUGCCCUCAGGGCGGAGAAGGAGGAACUGCUCAGGGCCCACCAGAAGGAGAAGGGGAACCUACAGAAUGAGAGUUCUGUCAUGCGCUCAGAGAAAGAGGCCAUGCUGAAGAAGCAAAAGGAGCUAGAGAAGGAUUUGGCCAGCUCACGUGCCCAGAGUGCUGAGCUGGGCAGCAUUCUGAAGGCCCUGGAGCUCUCUCAGGGGGAGAUGGAGAAGAGGCUGGGGGCCCAGCAGGAGCAGCACCAGCAGGACAACACCAAACUUCAGAGCCAGCUGGACCAGUCAGACAGCCGCACCAAGGACCUGCAGAGAGAGUACGAAGAGACGCAGGCUGAGCUGUCAGACCUGAAGGAGAAGUUUGAGAGGACCGAACAGGAAAAGCAGUCGAUCACUGAUGAGCUUGAGGAGUGUAAAGCUGAACUGAAAAUGCUGCGGGAGAAAGGAAACAAAAGUGGUUGGAUCGUCUGGGUGCCUCAUGCCGUUGCCGUGGUAGCGACUAUGACUGCUGCUGUGCUCUACGCCAGGACCUGAGUGUGAGACACACAUACACACACAAGGAUAUAUUAGUGCAAACAUGCACACAUACGUACAUAUGGUCAGACUUCUGUACACUAAACCUAUUAAAUGCAUUGCCUCCUGAUCUGUUCAGUUGUUUACUCAUGUUCAGAUGUUUUAAAAUGGAGAGCCCUUUAGUUGAAUACUUAUAUAGUUUCACUGAUAUAUUUUAGAGAAAUUUGAGAAAUGAAUAUCAAAUAUACUGUACAAUUAAAGACAAGUUCAAUCUUCCUAAAUGUAGAAUUUCAGAAACUCAUAAAUGCAUUUUUGGUUUUCUCUUUAUGUUUUACAUUAGGACUCUAUCUUCUAAUAGGAUUUCAACAAUGAAUAUAGGCUAAAGAUACUGUACACUGUUAUCCUCACUGAUAAUGAUUAAUAUUACUGCAGAAAGACCUGUCUUCGAGGUCCAACUGCCCUAAACACUUUGUUUUAGAGUCCAGUAAAAUAUGUAAAUUCACCUUCAACUUUCAUUUGCUGCAUUGCAACGCCUAAGCUCUGUGUGAAUACAUGGUGAAUGAUCUUAGAUAAUUUGCAUACACUCACUCACAUAAUUCUGGUAAAAAGGGUUAAGGAAUAACCAGAGAUUAAUGAUCUUGAGGCCAAGAAGUUAGAAGUUCCCCCUCAAUUUGAUGUUAACUGUUGACUAUUCAGUAGGCCUACCUCCCUUUUGAAUCAAUGUUUGCAUGCAAUUUAAACCUCUAGUAUCAAUUCAUUUGUCAUCCAAUUAAAUUCACCACAAAAUAUACUGUAAUUCAAGCAUUGCUUUUUCAAAUGUAAAUAAUUGUGCGAAGUAUACUGUAUUUUGAAAAGAUAGGUGAUGGUAUAGUUUAAGUUUGAAGUAAAACUAUUUGCUCUAAAAUGUACUUUUGUGUGACCUUAAUUAAACCUUCUAAAUCUCA